Anopheles darlingi is the source of this 3148-nucleotide messenger RNA. It is a transcript of the gene Rrp6, whose product is annotated as exosome component 10. Gene Ontology annotation, biological process: nuclear polyadenylation-dependent CUT catabolic process; poly(A)-dependent snoRNA 3'-end processing; exonucleolytic trimming to generate mature 3'-end of 5.8S rRNA from tricistronic rRNA transcript (SSU-rRNA, 5.8S rRNA, LSU-rRNA). The record is from RefSeq and is a predicted model, not a curated record. Gene Ontology annotation, molecular function: nucleotide binding; nucleic acid binding; 3'-5'-RNA exonuclease activity. The coding region runs from base 50 to 3097 and encodes 1015 amino acids. Gene Ontology annotation, cellular component: nucleolus; nuclear exosome (RNase complex). Lineage: Eukaryota; Metazoa; Arthropoda; Insecta; Diptera; Culicidae. The transcript is spliced from 5 exons.
UGUGCUCCGUUCCGCGUGCUCUGAAAAACUCAAUGUCAUAGUGGCCAAAAUGACCGAUAAAACACAAAAGAAAUCCGCGACCGUCGUCGACCUUACCGAGGGCGAUGAUGCGACCGUCUGUUCGGAAAUGCGGUCACCAACAACGAUGAGUAACGGCAGCACGGUUCAAGAGUAUUGCGAGGCAGGACAAAAGGUUCUGAUGGAGGGGAUGCAGGCGUGCAAUGCAAUGCCGUCGGGCAAGUCGCGCGAUCUCUACUCGUCCCACUCGAAGUUUAUCGAAAUCAUGGACAGUCACGCCGAUAACGUGCUGGGUAUAAUAUCGGGCAUACUGCAAAUGCAGGGAAUCAAAGGACACAUUGAGUUACGAGAUCCGGAAGAGCAGCUGGAAAUGCUGCAAGAGUUCAACGACAACAUGCUAGAACGGAUACACAGCAAUCUGGAUGAGAUGGCGGGUGUGAAGAAAAAGGUGCCCACGGUGUUGGUGGAGCACGAAGUGCAAAUAGCUCCCGAACCACGGUAUCGUUUGAGUGGCGCUUGGAAUCAGCAAAACAGCAGCAGCAGCACUUCGUCGCCGCUCAAAGCAACCCUCAUCACCGGUACGAACAUAGCUCGGCCACAGGUCAACUUUAAAACCCCGAUCGACAACUCGAUCGUGAACCCAUUCGUGCCUCGCAUUCGAGACAAACCGAACUCGCUGAAACCAUUGGCCGUACUGCCGGAGUAUGACGACGGCGGAAACAUCGUAAGCUAUCUGCAUCCGUACGAGUUCGAACUGGAUCGAUUCCAACCGGCGAAGGACGUGUUCGUGACGGUUACACCCCAGGAACCGCUGCCACUCGACACUACCGAGCUGGUGUUUAUCGAUCGUGAAUCGCAACUGUCGGCUUUACUGAGCGACCUAAAGGCUGCCCCACAAAUCGCGAUUGAUCUGGAGCAUCAUUCCUAUCGCACGUUUCAAGGUUUUACCUGCUUAAUGCAGCUGUCUACACGCAAGAAGGAUUACAUCGUCGAUACGCUAGCGUUGCGCGAUGAGCUGCACGUGCUGAAUGAAGUGUUUACUGACCCGCGGAAGCUGAAGGUACUGCACGGUGCGAUCAGUGACAUCGAAUGGCUGCAGCGCGACCUUGGCCUCUAUCUGGUGAACAUGUUCGACACUGGCGAAGCAGCACGCGUCUUGCAGUUCUCUCGUAUCGGGCUUCAGUUUCUGUUGAAGCACUACUGCAACAUUGAAACGGAUAAAGCUUACCAGCUAGCCGAUUGGCGAAUGCGCCCACUGCCGCCUGCCUUCAUCGAGUACGCCCGUAAGGAUACGCACUACCUCCUGUACAUCUACGAUCGCAUACGGAACGAUCUGCUCGAGAAGGGUGGCGAUAGUUUGCUGCAAACCGUGUACGACAAGUCGACCUUUCUGUGCAAGCAGCGCUAUCAGAAACCGAUCGUGAAUGAGGAUAGCAUCAUGAAUAUUUACCGUCGCUCGCGGUAUGUCUUCGAUCAUCGGCAGAUGUACGCGCUGCGCGAGAUACUGUACUGGCGCGACAAGAUUGCGCGCCAAGAAGACGAAUCGCCGGGUUAUGUACUGCCCCAGCACAUGGCCCUUGAUAUUGCGUCCAAGUUGCCACGUGAAAUGCAGGGCAUCCUGGCAUGCUGUACGCCCGUGCCAUCUCUCGUAAGACAGAAUCUUCACGCAUUGCAUCAGAUCAUGCAAAAGGCCCGGGAACUACCGGCUGUGGCCACGAGCCAGUCGGUAACGAUUGAACAGCGGGCAGACAAUCGGUACAAAAUGCAAACCAUGUACGACAUCAGUAAUCCACUGAUCUGUCCCCAUGACGACGCCGGUUACCAGGCACACGGUACGGAGGGAGCGAACCUGCCAACUCUACUCGGUGAUUUAGCUAGCAGUUUCAAUCGUUAUGCGUCGGUUGGUGGCGCACCGGCUACUGUGCAUCUCAUGAAACGUACUCCAGAUAUGGCAGUACUGGAAGCAGCCAAAAUUCGACCACUAACUUCUAACGGUCACAUAGGGCUGAGCAAGAACGAUAUUGGCGAGGAACGAUAUACUAAAUUGAUUGCCCUACGCUACAACAAGACGCCGAUGAAUGCGCAGCCGAUAAAACUAGAGCUGGAUGAAAGUCUCAGCUACGAACAGAAACGAUUUAAUACACCGUACGAACGUUAUCUGGAAACGUGCCGUCUGCGCCGUCUCAAGGAGCUUAAAGAACAGGAAGAAAAUCGUAAAAGGUUCCCACUGGCCGCGUCCAAGCUUCCCGUACAACAGGUGGCGGUUGUAGAAUCGGGUCAUAGUGAAAUCAACACACAAAGCAACGAACCAGAGGCAGCGGCAGCAGCAAGCCCACCAAAGGAAGCCGCGAUACCGAGCAAAUUGGCCAAAAAGAUGAGAAAGUUGGCGGCCGCAAAGGAACGGGCAAAGAUGACGCAGAAGCAGCUUAAGCGACGCGAGGACACAAAAGAGCGCCAAGCGGCAGCAAAGGCUGAGAAGUAUUGCUUUAACGGGACCACUCAAAUGACUCCCGAACCGAAGCAAAAGAUGCCCAGAACGUCGUUCCCUCUUGCGAUCGACGUCAGCAGCGGUGGCAACAACGGAUCGGACGGGGUGGGGGUGGUGGUAAAGGAAGAAGCAGCCGCACCAAGCCAACCGCCUCGCAUGGAACCGUUCCAAGAUCCAUUGAAGGUUCCAAAGAACGAUCACGACGAUGAGGAAAUCUGGGGUCGGAAAAAGCCGAAAAACAAAAAGGCAAGGCAGCGUAUGCGACAGGAAGCAUGGGCGGCCAAACAAGGAAUCAUGGUGCCGAGUAGUUCUGGGGUUGGCACGAGCCAAUCUUCCAAUAAGCCCGUACCGAUCAAUUACAGCAAUGUUGAUUACACUCGUUUCAAGGGUGGCUCGAUACCAUUGGCACCGGCACGCAAAGGCAAACGGGGAUUCGCAGGAGGAUUUUCGCUUAACGUUAUGCAGCCAGACGGUACCGCAAGCAUCGCCGAGGUACCACGGAACCUACAUCCCAAUAGCCGGAUGGCGAAAGGAAUUAAGCGCACGCAAAAUCUGUUCAAUAUGAGCAGUACCAAUCCGAAGCGGAAGUAGAGGCGUAUCGUAGCGGAAGGGCAACGAAGAUGAAUAAAAUUUAAUUUGCAU